AUGUCGCGCGUGCUGCGGGCUGUUCGCCAUCUUCGCGAGGCAGCAACGAAAUUUACAUUUCGUAUAUCUGUGGAAUCCCUAAAGAUAAACCUAGAUGAGCCGGCAACUGUCGUUGUCGAUCUCACCCGAGGGCCCCGACGCGUGCGUGGGAAUGCGACGAUAGAAUUGUCCAAAGGCGAUAAUGAAUUAUCGUUGAACAUUCCGCUGCAGUGCAACGCCACCCUAUUCAAGCCGAAGAACAGCUCUCAGGCCAGCAGUAACAGCGGCAGCAACCAAAAGAGGCAGAAGUCCAAAGUUGAAGGAGUGCCAGAGGCAGCAGAUGAUGGUGCUGCUGAUGCUGCUGAUGAGGUCCCGUUUCUGCCUAAAAAAGCUCAGCUGCAGCUGCUCGACAUUUCGAAAUCGCGGCGACUGGGGGGCCGUCUGCUCUCUCGAAUGCGGCCUUCGCCUUCUGUGUCGUUUGCAUCUGCAUUGCCUCGAGACUCUUCUGCCGCUGCCUCCAUCUCUCUAUCUCCGGAGACCACAACGGAGAUUCGAGAGUCCGGGGUCCUUGUGGCAGAGGCUUCAUUUGACCUGGCCUCUCUGGCUGCUGCUCACGGCAAAGGCAUGCAGUACCAGACCAUCCUUCUACCGCUAGAGAAGGGAAAGGGACAAAUCACCAUAUCCGCCUCCCUACAUAGACACGAAGGCCCCCUUCCAGAUGAGGAGGACUGCCUCUCCGUUUGUUCUGCUCUUCAGUCUCCUCCACAAAAUGCCCGACCCUCUCCUCCCCAAGUCCCUCGAGGCAAGACAUCGGCAGCUUCGCCGAAGCCUGCAUCAGCAGCAACAGCAGCAGUAACAGCAGCAGAAACAAAGCACCCCGCAUCGCUCGCAACUGCAGUAAAAGCAGAGGUAGCAGAAGACCAGCAGCCCUUGGUGCUACGUCUGCCUCAUAAGGAGACUCUGCCUUCCUCCUUGGAGACACCUAUCCUGGAAGAGGCGACUCCGCUUCAGCAGCAGCCUCACGCAGCAGCAACAACACUGGAAGCAACAGCAGAGGCGGGAAAUGGAAAGGAAGGGGCAGCAAAUACUUCUUCAGCAGCCAAUGCUCAGCGACCACCAAUGCAGGAACUCGCAUCUACAGGAACUGCAACUACUCCGGCGGAAUUGUCUCCAGCAGAAAGUCAGCGGCAACCGAACCAGCAGACACAACAGCAGCAGUUGCAGGGAAAACAGCAGCAGCAGCAGGCUGAACUGCGAAGAAAGGACGAGCUCAUAGCGAGUCUGCAGCGCCAAGUAGCCCUCAUGGAAGCGGAGCAACUUCAACAAGAGAGGGAGAAGGGAGACAGCUCCGCGGUAGCUGCUGCGCUGAAGCAGCAGCUGCAAGACUCGGAGCAACGGCUGCAACAGAUGGAAAGGCAGAGACACGAAAUGCAGCAGCAGCAGCAGGAACUGCAGAAGAGAAACACCGAACAGCAACAGGAGAUGCUGCAGCUGCAGGCGGAGAGGGAUGGGAUGCGGCUGAUUGCAGACGCUUACAAGAAGCAGCUUGAGGAAGUCCACCAGCACCAGCAGCAACAGCAUCAGCAGCACCAGCAGCCGCAGGAAGACCAGGUGGUGGUGCUGCUGCACCAAGCGGAGCAGUGGGAGCUCGAGAAGAAACAGCUGCAAUGUAAGCUAGCUGACGAGAUGAGGGAAAAGGAAGCAGCACUAAACCAGGUGCGCAUGCUACAGCAGCAGCUGCAGCAGCAGCUACAGCAGCAGCAAUUGCUGCAGCAAAGUGCAGGCCUCAGCCCAGACCCGGCAGCAGUCCUGCAGCACCAAAUCAUAUCGCUCCAGCGCCAGCUCGUGGAAGCGGCAGAUACGAGGGAGACGCUGCGCAGGGCGAAGGAUCAAACGAUCGCCGAACUGACCAAAGCCCUUCAGGAAAUGCAGCAAAAACAAGGAGAAGCCCAAGCGGCUCAGCAGCAUACAAUGCAGAGCCUGAACACAUUUAAGGAAGAGGCAGAAGCUCUCAGGGAGAAGAUCCGCUACCAAGAGGAGACGCUGCAACGACUACCCACUCAGGCAGCCUGGUCUUGCGCUCAACAGCAGCACCAGCUGCUGCUGCAACAGCAACGGGAGUGGCAGCAGCAGCACGAACAGCAGCGCCGACAGCAGGAGCUGCAGCUAGCAGCAAAAACACGACGCGUAGAAGAGCUCGAGAAGGCACAGCGCUAG
Messenger RNA from Eimeria acervulina, 2196 nucleotides. Its product is annotated as pseudouridylate synthase 1, putative. NCBI's taxonomy places the organism in Eukaryota, Apicomplexa, Conoidasida, Eucoccidiorida, Eimeriidae. The record is from RefSeq and is a predicted model, not a curated record. The transcript is spliced from 12 exons. The coding region runs from base 1 to 2196 and encodes 731 amino acids.